GAGAGGAGAGAGGGAGGGAGGGGACACGGGCGGGGAGAGGAGGAGACGCGGCAGCCGCGGAGCAGUGAGAUGGCGACGGAGGUGGCGGCUCCUCAGCGCCGGCGCCUCGUCCUCUGCCUCGAGCACUGACGCACCCGCCCGGCUCGACCCACAGCUGAGGGAAGCAGCUGUGCCCGGCAGCGACUUGGCGAGAGGUAGGAGAAAGGCAGAGGAGUUUCCAAGUACCGUUUUUGAUCUUAUAAAGCACACAGCUACAUUUGACAGCAAAUUGAAGCAUGGAGCACAGCAGUUCUUCCCACAAGAGCACCAGAAACAACUGGAUCUAGAGAUGGAGAGCAAGAGCAAUGGUCACAGGUAGUCAGUCCAUCAUGAUGAGACAGUAGAUGGUCCCUACUUUAGAUAAUGGAAGCUUAUCCAGAGGACUUACUCCCAGUAUCCCUUUCUUCUUAAUAUCUAAUACUGGAUAAAUACUCAGUCCAUCUUUUGGAAGAAGUUGAUCUUGACAAGCAAAGCAAGCUGAGACAACAGAGCUCUAGUGUGUAGAAAAUCCAAGACUUCACAGGUGAUUCUGUAAUGGACCAAUGAAAGCCAACGAUGACAAGUUGUGGCCAACAGUCCUUGAAUGUGCUAAUGGUUCUGCUUUCAUUGCUCUUGUCAGCAGUAUUGUCUGCACAUUUUCGGGUCUGCGAGCCAUAUACAGACUACAAAGGUCGCUACCACUUCGGUUUUCACUGCCCCCGUCUUUCUGACAAUAAAUCUUACAUCUUUUGCUGUCACCAUAACAACACAGUAUUUAAAUACUGCUGCAAUGAGACAGAAUUUCAGACUGUUAUGCAGAUGAACUUAACAGGGAAUGCAGAUGGAUAUAUGCAUAACAACUACAGUGCACUGUUAGGGGUGUGGAUCUAUGGCUUUUUUGUGGUGAUAUUGCUGGUACUGGACCUUUUAUAUUACUCUUCAAUGAACUAUGAUAUUUGCAAACUUUACCUGGCACGGUGGGGAAUCCAGGGAAAGUGGAUGACACAAGGACAGAGCCAAUGGAUUAACCCUGCUCAGGAUCCAAGCCAAGUACAGACACAGCCUCAAACGUCACAGACAGUACAUACUUUAAAAGGAGAUGCUUUAAGCCCACCUCUGGUAUCUUUUCAGAGUACAUCUGCCUGGUAGUAGACAGCUCGGCAACAUGGAACAGUAUGCUGGUAUACGCACAGAAAAAGAAAAAUACAUUGAUGUGCCUCAAGAUGGGAGAGGUAAGAUCAGACUCCACGGAGCAGCUUUCAAGAAAACCAGUUAAAUGACAAAGACUUUAAAAUGGUUGAUAAGCAACAGAGAGAGAGAAACUACAGCAUGGAGAUUGAUCAAGUCACCUGAAAAGAAACACCUUUCAGACAACUUCUAUAGACAAAUGAUAAGAAAGAGUUUCCAGAAGAAAGUAGUCAGUAAGCAAUAUUUUAAUUUUUGACUGAUAAUGUUAUCUUUCAAAGGAAUCAUCAUGUUUUAGAAAAUGCUCAGUAGGAAGAAAAUUAAGUUGCUCUGGCAAAUCCACACAAAGGUGGAAAAAGAUCAUAAGACAAACCUUUGGUAGAUAACUUUUCUUUGCCUCCCCAUCCAUCUAUUGCCAUUUGAGCCUAAUCUAAGUGUCAGAAUACUGAAUGUGAGUUUUUGCAAAGUUCUCUGGUGAAUAUUUUGUCACGAUGGGGUAGAUGCUGGCAACCCCUGUCACUGCUACCCGUGUUGUCAUGAACUACAAGAUGAGUAAAACCUUCACACCCAAUCAAACUGCAGGGUAGCAAUGGUUCAGCCUUAGUACACAUUUUAGUACACACUGGCAAUGAUUCUGAUAAGACAUAAAACAUCUGAGCACAGCUCAGCUUCAGUUUGACAUGCUUUCCUGAAGAGGGGAGCUUUCAUUAAGAAGCAAAAGAGAUACCCCAUUCCUCCCCCAUACCCCUUGAAGCUGAAAGAAAAAUAGAAGAAAAACAACAAACUGUGUAUUACAAAAGCAAUAAUACCAUUGUCCCUCUGCUUUACAAGGCAAUAAUCCAAUUCCCUCAUCCACUGACUGGCGUCAGAAUUUAUCCCUCACAAAUCUAAAGAUUUGUAAAUCUAAUCUAAUUUGGCUUACAAAUCUAAGAUUUGUAAGCCAAAAGGGCAAUGAUGCUACCAUGGAAGUAUGUGGAGUACUUAGUCACUAAGUUGUGAUAGCUUGACUUAACUUUCCACAGGACAGGUUCAUUUUAAAAUCAUACAGUAUCAAUUAUAUGAGCAGACCCUGUGAAAUUUAAUCAUUUAUUAAGAGAGAGAAAGGGAAAUGGAGAACCUGGCAAUGACAACUAAACAGAGUAGUUCAUCUAGAAGUUGUAGCAUAGUGCCAUGCUAAUGCCAAAUUAAUUCUUCAUGCCUCAUAUUUUGAGGCAUGGCACAAAUCAGUAAUUUUAUAAUAAUGUUAUAUUUUAUUGUACAACCAGUGUGAGGAACACCUUGCCAAUGAGUAUUAAAAAACACCUUGUUAGUGAACAAUCAAGUUGGGGUGGGUUUUUGUACCUCUUUGAUUUGAGUGCAUGUUAGCUUUCCAUUGAACUCAACAGGAAUAGACUACUGAGUGUGAUAUGAGCUAAUUUAAAGUUAUUGGAGUGUAUAAUGGUACAUGACCAAACCUAUCCAGGAAUAAAAAAUGUUGGGGGAGCCAAGACUGGAGGGCAUAGGAGUAUCCAGCCUCCAAAGAAAACCCAAUAAAUAAGUAAAAGCAGAGUAUCACUGUGUAAGGGCAGGUAACAGCUAAUCAGCAAGAAUUCAAAUGCUACAGAUAAGUGUGUCACCCUCCAGGCAUUAGGCUCCAACCUGUUCUAGGUAAGCAUACGCCUGGCCCACUCUUGCUCUUCACAGAAGCUCCUGUGCAUGCUCCUCUGAAAGCAACCCUGCUUGCAGUGCUGUCGUAGUACAAAUGGCUUGUUUGACAUUGAAAGAAAUGCAGCAUUUCAAAUAAAAAGCAGACAGUAUUUUUUAAACUUUGUUUCACUCUAAACAUAAGAGACUUUAGUUUUCUAACAUGAACAUUUAAUUAGAGCAUUGCAGAAGCAUUUAAAGCACUUUGAGUGGUCACAAAAAGGACCUCCAGCAAACAAGCACUGUAAGGAGCUUGCAGAUAGUGGCAGACAGUCCUGGCUGCUCUCUCUUCGGAGAUUAGCACUUCAGCAGUAAAAAGGUUGGAGCUCCUGGUGCUGGGAGACCUAUCCCAAUGAGGAUGUAAAGUGGUGCCAACUUGUAAGAAAAGCAAAGGAAACCAAGUAGCUGAGAACAGUGCCAUCAAUGCCUCUACAGGCAUCAUGUCUUCUCCCCACUCCCACUUUGACUCCACGAUCCGUACCCCUUGUUGACAGCCACCAAAAUACAUAUCUCCAGUAAUCAGUUGGAGCUUUACUCCUUUUACCUUCAGCACCUACUUUCAUUGUGAGGUGAUAACCACCACAGAGAGCUUUGUAAAAAGCUUAUGUUCAUGAAGGGAUUUGUAUUACAUACUGGUUUGUGUUACUUACUGUAUUUUGUAAGGGUUUUUUUUUCCCUUUGGGAACUGUGCGUUAUUAAUGAGCAGUUUUAUGCUUUACUUCUAGUACAUGUAUACUUUGUAAUCGAUGUGCUUUUUGUUUGUUUGUUUGUUUUCCUUUGAUUUUCUAAACAGAGCCAGCUAAUAUAAGGUGGAUACUCUCUGGCUGAAAUUCUGAUUUUGCCUACCAAUUAACUUAUGGAUAAAUCCACAUCGUAGCUGAUGACGUUCAUCAAUUGUGUUGUUAUAAUCAUCUGAUAUCCCACUUAAUUUGGCAGAAUAUAAGAUCUUGAAUAAGGCUAAUGCUUGCCAGGCCUCAAACUAAACGGAAACACUGCACCACAUGUACUUCCCUACCACCAUUGCUAUCCACCCUUCUCUCUUAUUGAUGAGACAUUGCAGAAGAGUGCUGGCUGAACAUCCCAACCACCCAUAUAGCAGUGCUCUGAUAUCCUUGUGCAUUCACCUGAUCAAAAGUAAUUAUUGUGAACCAGAUAACUGCAAUUAAUCACUAUACUAUUUCUGCAGAUAGAGCCUGGUUCAAAUGCAAUCUCUCUCUAAAAUAAAAGACUUGGACUAAAACAGAUAUAUUUCUCUAUGUCCGUCCUGAUAUAGUUGGAAAAAUAAGGGAUAUAAAAUUAAUAUUAAUGAAAGCACAUAAUUUCAUUGUUCAUCCCAUUCACCAAUAGCAACUAUUUCAGUGGCUAUUAAUGACAUUUGUGCUCCAGAAGCCUCCUUCCCUUUCCAACUAAUUUUCUCGUCCAUAUUUUACUAAGAACUGAGUGUCCAACUUCUUAAUAAUUGCUGUGUAUAACAUAGAACAUAAGUUCUAAAAGUUAUAAGUUCAUAAGUUAUAAAGCUUGUGCAGGACUUGGUGUUGUAAUUAACCAUCUGUUGUGCCUGGUUAUCGAUCUUACAAGAACACAAAGAGAAAACAACCUGGCCUCUAAAUGUAUACAUCAGCGUAUUGUAGCAGCUAUUUUAGAUAACUGUUUUUAAUAGUUUUAUUAUGGCUGUAAUUUCUAUAUGAGGACUGUCCACUUGCAGAAGCGUUGAAGUAAUACAUCAAAGCGAUUUUUAAACUCAGUUCUAUUUAACUACCAGUGAUGGUGUAUGAAAAUUAGGGCAACAAAAAAAAACAACUCUAACAACUUGCCGGGAAGAAACAUCUUUUCUCACCCUUGAAAAUCCUCUUGUAAAAGAGGGAUUUCUUCUAGUCCUUUUUUACAUAAAUAGUAAAUAACUAAGAAGCUAGGAUAUGCAGUACGAUAGUCUAUUUUAAUAGUCUGCAAUCAAAUUUUAGGCUAAUUAAGCUAACUAGAAAUUCUAGGGUUACAGUGAUUACUCACUCUUUAUUGAUGCAUUGACAAUAAUACUGUUUACAUAAUACUCAAUGUUUUAAAUUAAUACGUGCCAGUGUCCAGUGAUUUGCUAAUCUAGUUUUUGAUCUAAUCCUGUCCUAUUUUUUGCAGCAUACUCUAACUUCAUAUUAUGAAUCAUGUUGUCUUUCUAAAGUGAUUGCCAAGUAAACCAAAAAUGUGUUUUACACUGCUAUUGCACUGCUCUUGUCUUUAUAUACAGUAGUUUUUAUAAAGAUGUCCUUAGGUUUUAAUAAAUGAGUGUAACAUAAACUAAUCUCUGUAAUAAAACUUCCUUUAAUGUUUCAAGA
Messenger RNA from Anas platyrhynchos (mallard), 5213 nucleotides. The record is from RefSeq and is a predicted model, not a curated record. Lineage: Eukaryota; Metazoa; Chordata; Aves; Anseriformes; Anatidae.